Messenger RNA from Dalotia coriaria, 1232 nucleotides. Its product is annotated as zinc finger protein 277. The record is from RefSeq and is a predicted model, not a curated record. NCBI's taxonomy places the organism in Eukaryota, Metazoa, Arthropoda, Insecta, Coleoptera, Staphylinidae. Bases 59 to 1171 code for a protein of 370 amino acids. The transcript has 3 exons.
UUCACAAGGUCUCAUCAAUAUUUCCUCAAUUUAUAAAACCUAAUUAAAACCAAUUAAAAUGUUUGGUCCGUUGAAUUUUUCUGAACAAAAACGUGCAUCUUUAUCCGCCGCAGCCGCCCCCUGCCCAUUAUGCAGUGACACCUUCGAUUUAUCUCUCCAAAUCGAUUUAUUCAUGAAGCACCUGUUUGAGAAACAUGAUUUAGUCAUCGAAGACAUGCAAAAGAUCCCAAAACUUGUAAAUUAUUUAGAUUACUGGCAAGUAAAGUUCCAAAACACUGAACUUUCUUCAAUAGUUCCAUCAUUAGACAUAGAACUAAAUUUAGAAGCAAAUAACUCAACAAAAAAGAAGUAUUAUCUACUCAGCACACUCAUGAGGGAAGACAAAGAGCUCCGUCAACGUCUUCGCCUGGAAAACGCGUUGGAUCAACAAGAAUUCGAGCGCACUGAUGAAAAAUGCACACAGAAUUGUUUAUUCUGUCGAUUAGAGUAUAAAGGCAUCAGGAAAGACUUCCUGGAGCAUUUAUCCAGCCAACACAAUCUACAAUUAGGCAAUCCACAGAAUCUUGUCUUUGUUGAUGAGUUAAUUCAAGCGAUAAAAGCGAAAUUCGACGCGUUUUGUUGCAUUUACUGCGAGAAAACGUUCCCAGAUCGAGCUGUACUCAAAGAACACAUGCGCAAGAAGAUCCACAAGCGUAUAAACCCAAAUAAUAAAAACUAUGACAAGUUUUACAUUGUUAAUUACACGGGAAAUGACGAUGGUGAAGAAGUUGCGCUUGAACCAGGCGAACGUAACUCGGAUUCCGAGUAUUCUGAUUGGACGGAGAGUGAUACGUUGAUUAAUUGCUUGUUUUGUGAUGUUAGCGAGCCGGAUAUUAAUAAGAUUUGUAUGCAUAUGCAGUCGGCGCAUCGGUUUAACUUUCCGCAGCUCGCUGCGCAUUUGGAGUUCUAUCAGAGGGUGAAAUUGGUUAAUUUUUUGAGGAAACAGAUGCAUAUGAAGAAGUGUCCGAAUUGUGAUGAAGAAUUUAAGGAUAAGGAAACACUACGGGUGCAUAUGAAGGAGGCUGGGUGCUUUGUUUUGCCUGAAGUUGCCAAGUUUGAUCAACCAGAAUAUUACUUCCCAACAUAUGAAAACGACGUGUUUCUAACCUAUCUAGAAGACGUAGAAGACUAAAAUGAAUGUAAUUAAACCUAAACUAGUUAAUUAGAGCAUAUAAGCGCAUAGAACUAUCUAA